AUGGAAACAGAGAAACCUCGCAUAAUUUGUCUAUCAAAUCUGAAAUUUCGAAAAUUGGUAAAAUUUAAAUCCCCCGCCACAGACGAAUUUUCACUUCUCUCUUCGUCUUUAACAGAUCUGGUAAGAGAGAAACUGAGAAAAUCGAGGCAAACGAAGAGAUAUCUUGUCAAAACAAAAAGAUAUUCGCCGCAAAUUUGUACCAAUUACACACAGGGUUUACGGUGCUUUCCGUUCAUACCAUCACCGGACCCAUUUGGUAGGUAUCUCAACACUGAUCCUCUCGCCCAUUUUUUCGGUAUGGAAAAUGUGGUUGCAACAGUCAGUGGUUAUCAUGGCUCUGAGAGGUUCAAGCUCAUCAAGCUUAUCUCCCAUUCUGGAGCAAGUUAUGUCGGUGCUAUGUCAAGAUCUAUUACACAUUUGGUGUGUUGGAAAUUCGAAGGCAAAAAGUAUAGUCUUGCGAAGAAGUUCGAUACAAUAGUAGUUAAUCAUCAAUGGGUUGAAGAAUGCAUAAAGGAAGGGAGACGAGUUUCCGAGGCGCCUUAUAUGUUUGAAAGUGGGGAAGAGGUUGGACCUUUGAUGAUUGAACUUCCCGCGGUUUCUGAGGAAGCUAGAGUCACUAAGAAAGUGAAUAAGGCUUCUGAAACUUUUGAUAAAUACUUUGGUAAUGGUGAAGAAAACAAUAGAGGCUCCACUUCUGAGCUUUCCACUUGGAUGGACUCUGUCUUGUUGAAAGAGAAAAAUAUAGAACCAAACAGACACUCAGUGCGAUUAAGAACAAAGAGGCCAAGUAAUAUUUUUGAAGACAAGGAAAACACUGUGGCGGAAUCUUCAGGGAAAGGAAAAAGGCGGUUAGUAAAGCAACGCUCUUGCAGAAACAUUAUUGACCUUGAAUCUGAUAAUAACUGUCAUGAUAUUUCUGAUGAGCAACAAAGAACGGCUCAGAAUAGUAGAAAGCCUAAUGAUGGAAACGGGAAGGACUGUGUUUUAGAACCUGGAGAAACAUCAGCUCUUCGACAUCAUGGAGAGUAUGCAACACAAAACUGGGAUGUAGAUGAAAUAGAGGAGUCCGAGAAUUGGAGUCAUCCAGCUGUUUUUAAACCCCCGAGAUCAAGUAGCGCAGAGAGAAAACCGCAAGAUGAUGGGUUAAAUUUUGACAAACCCGGUUCAAGAAGAGAAGAGACAGAAGCAAUUGAAGAGGUCUAUGCGCAGGUUUCUUGUAUCAUAUGCUGGACAGAGUUCAGUUCCACUAGAGGCAGUCUCCCUUGUGGCCAUAGGUUUUGUUAUUCGUGCAUCCAGAAAUGGGUAGACCAUUUGGUAUCUGAAAGAAAGAAGACAACAUGUCCAUUAUGCAAGUCCAGCUUCAUCGCCAUCACAAAGAUAGAAGACGCAGGAUCUUCUGAUCAAAAGAUAUACUCACAAACAGUCCCAGACCCAUCUUCAACAAACAACAUUCUUGUAGUACUCCCUGAAGAAGAAAGACAAGGUUUCAAUCCACUGCAGUCUCGAUCUUCAGCUUGCAGUAGAUGCUACUGCAGUGAACCGGAGGAUCUUCUCAUUAGAUGUCACCUCUGCAAUUUCCGACGUAUACACUCUUAUUGUUUAGACCCUUAUCUGGUUCCUUGGACCUGCAACCAUUGCAAUGAUCUUCAGAUGCUUUACCAACGCCGUGGCUACUAA
Arabis nemorensis is the source of this 1677-nucleotide messenger RNA. NCBI's taxonomy places the organism in Eukaryota, Viridiplantae, Streptophyta, Magnoliopsida, Brassicales, Brassicaceae. The record is from the annotation of a GenBank genome assembly.